AGAAAAAAAAACAGUCGCUCUUUUGUUUACGUUGUGGCAGACUACACAGUCGAGUGGUCCAAAAUCAGCUAUGAUCUAAUCGUUUGGAAUUUAUCGUGAUAAUUAGUGGUAAAGGUGAUCCGCGGGUUCUAUGAGAGUGUAGGAGCCAUGGGUGUAGUGAAGAGCAAGGUCUCGAGAUGGUGCUGCGGCAGGUCGGAGUCUUACGACUUGCGGGAGCUGCCGCGCCCGCCAAGGCUGGACACCUCCAACCUGUCCAACGAUGUGACCGAUGGCACCAGACUGGGCGUGCUCGCCGUCCAAGGCAUCGACUUCUGCAAUGACACCAACGGGGAAAACCAUCACACGAGCAAAUUCAAUCUGAUGAGCAGACCCGUGGACCGCUGUCUCGUCGUGCGGCGAGGACAGGCCUUCAAACUCGACCUGCUGCUCAACCGGCCCUAUGAUGCCUCUAGGGACGCGCUCUCCUUUAUUUUCUACGUGUCCGAUGUGGAGAAACGUGGACCAUCAGACGACACAUCAGCUGCAGUUCCACUGUUGGACAAAGGAUCAGAGAUGCCCGGAGCCUGGACGGCCGUGUACGAAGGUCAAAUGGACUCCCACCUGAUGGUCGCCGUCACGGCGUCAGCCAACUGCAUAGUCGCUGCUUGGAGACUCGACGUUGACACGAAGCUAAAGACUGGAGGGUCCUUGAGCUAUACGCAUCCACAGCCUAUUUAUGUGCUAUUUAAUCCUUGGUGCUUAAACGAUGAGGUUUAUAUGCCAGGACAUAGCCAUCGUGAAGAAUAUGUUCAAGAAGAUGGUGGUCUGAUGUUUCGUGGCGUUUACAACAGAAUAAAGCCAACGCCAUGGAAUUACGCUCAGUACGAGAAAGACAUUCUGGACUGCGCGCUUUAUCUAGUCAGAGAAAUCGGAAAGGUGAAAGGUCGCGCCAGAAGUGACCCCAUUCGGACAGUUCGGGCGUUAUCCGCCGCCGUAAACGUCCAGGAUGACAAUGGCGUGCUGAUGGGCAACUGGGGCGCCGAGCUCAGCGACUACGACGGAGGAACACACCCGCUCAAGUGGGUCGGAUCCCUCGCUAUCCUGCAGACGUAUUACACCAAGAAGAAACCCGUCAAAUACGCGCAAUGCUGGGUUUACGCAGGUGUUUUAACCACAAUUUGCAGAGCUCUGGGUAUCCCCUGUCGGCCGGUGACAGGGUACGACGCGGCGCACGACAGCCAGGGCAGCCUCACCGUCGACAUCAUCAAGGACGAGGACGGUAACACGCUCGACCACUUCACGGAGGACUCUGUCUGGAACUACCAUGUUUGGAACGAGGUAUGGUUGGAGAGACCGGACCUAGGCCCCGAGUACGGCGGCUGGCAAGCCAUCGACUCGACGCCACAAGAAAUGUCAGAGGACCUGUUCCGCUGCGGCCCGGCCUCCAUACGCGCGGUUCGCGACGCCGACAUUCAGAAACCGUAUGACGCGGGAUACGUUUUCGCGCAAGUCAAUGCUGAUAAGGUAUUAUGGAAAUAUUCCGGCGAAAUCCAGCCUCUCAAGCUAUUGGCUCGCGACACGACUUCUGUUGGAAAAAAUAUAUCUUCUAAAGCCAUCGGAAAGAUGGAACGAGAGGAUAUAACUGACUCCUACAAGUUUCCGGAGCGCACGUGGGAGGAGCGCGCGACGAUGGAAAAAGCUCUGCGUCGGUCAUCCAACAUAUUUGCUCGAUACUACCUCAACGAUGCCUUCAACGAUGUGGUGUUUGACUUCGAGCUGAGAGAUGAUAUCAAGAUCGGGCAGGACUUCAGUGUGAUCCUACACAUGAACAACCGUUCCUUAGAGACCAAGCACCAAGUGAAAGGCGUGCUGCGAGUAGACACCGUGACGUACACGGGCAAGUCCGGCGAGUCCGUCAAACGACAGGAGUUCGACACGACGCUCGCACCCGAGGCCAAGGAGCAGGUCACCAUGCUAGUCACUUUCGACGAGUACUACAAGCGACUCAUAGAUCAGGCAUCCUUCAACAUCGCCUGUCUCGCCUCAAUAGUGGACAAGAACUUCGACUACUUCGCGCAGGACGACUUCCGAGUCCGCAACCCCGACAUCAAGAUCACCGUGGAAGGCAAGCCGGUGUCGCACAAGGAGUUCACUGUUACAGUCAAGUUGGAGAACCCGCUGCCUAUACCGCUGAAGAAUGGAAAGUUCUACAUCCAGGGCCCGGGAUUGGAUGAGCAGCUCAAGAUCUCUCUGGAUGAGAACGUGCCUCCCGGCGAGUUCGCGACCGCACAGUUCAAGCUGACGCCGCCGUGGGCCGGACGGCACCAGAUCUCAGCCAAGUUCACAUCCAAGGAGAUACGCGACAUCGACGGCUUCCUCAUCCUCAUGGUCGCGCCCCCUGAGACCAAUGGAUACUCGGAAACAAACGGAUUAUAAGAAAACUUCUUGGAC
Molecule: messenger RNA, 2430 nt
Organism: Cydia splendana
Lineage: Eukaryota; Metazoa; Arthropoda; Insecta; Lepidoptera; Tortricidae
Product: annulin
Exons: 12
Coding region: 148-2415 (755 amino acids)
Biological process (GO): peptide cross-linking
Molecular function (GO): protein-glutamine gamma-glutamyltransferase activity
Source: RefSeq, a predicted model, not a curated record